CGACGCUCUACCCACUUCACACCAGCCGCCUUGCACUCGGAAACACACCAUCACCAGCCGCUCGUGCGCUUGCCCCACCAACCUGCUCUGUACACAAUCGCCUUCACCCACAACAAAGCCCCAGCCAGAAUCCAGGCUCACGGUACGAGCCAUGAGCAACGCGGAUUUUCUCGGUCGCGCCAUCGAGACGGUCAAGAAGGCCAUUGAAACCGACACGGCUGGCGAAUAUGAAAAGGCCUACCAGCUGUACUACAGUGCCCUGGAGCUCUUCAUGCUUGCCUUGAAAUGGGAGAAGAACCAAAAGUCCAAGGACAUGAUUCGCGGCAAGGUGGCCGAAUACAUGGAGCGCGCCGAGAAGCUCAAGCAACAUCUCAACCAAAAUGACGCCUCGAAUCGCAAGAAACCAGCAGCCAUGGGCUCAAACGGCAAAGCAGCAGGAGGCAGUGGCAAGGGCGGAGGUGACGACGACGAAGGCGAGCAGGACGCCGAUUCCAAGAAGCUGCGUGGAGCUUUGGCUGGCGCUAUUCUCUCUGAAAAGCCCAAUAUCCGGUGGGAGGACGUGGCUGGUCUCGAAAUGGCAAAGGAGGCGCUCAAAGAAGCCGUCAUAUUACCCAUCAAGUUUCCACACCUGUUCACUGGCAAGAGACAACCGUGGAAGGGCAUAUUGCUUUACGGACCGCCUGGAACCGGUAAGAGUUAUCUGGCAAAGGCGGUCGCAACCGAAGCGAACAGCACAUUUUUCAGUGUAUCGAGUUCGGAUCUAGUCAGCAAGUGGAUGGGUGAAUCAGAACGCCUCGUCAAGCAGCUCUUUGGCAUGGCACGCGAGAACAAGCCCUCCAUCAUCUUUAUUGACGAAAUCGACGCCCUCUGUGGCCCUCGUGGAGAAGGCGAAUCGGAGGCGUCAAGACGUAUCAAGACCGAGUUGCUCGUGCAAAUGGACGGUGUAGGCAAAGACUCAAAAGGCGUGCUUAUUCUUGGCGCAACAAACAUCCCAUGGCAGCUCGACUCUGCUAUCCGACGACGCUUCCAGCGACGAGUACAUAUCAGUCUACCAGACACCCCCGCGCGCAUGAAGAUGUUUGAACUCGCGGUUGGAAACACACCCUGCGAACUGAACCAGGCCGACUACAGGAAAUUGGCAGAGCUAAGCGAGGGAUAUUCGGGUUCGGAUAUCUCGAUUGCAGUACAGGAUGCACUCAUGCAACCCGUGCGACUUAUCCAGACAGCUACACACUACAAGCCUGUCGAGGUUGACGGACAGACAAAAUGGACGCCCUGCUCGCCCGGCGACCCACAGGCGGUGGAGAAGUCGUGGACAGACCUUGAAGGCGACCAGCUGCUGGAGCCGCCUCUCAAGGUCAAGGACUUUAUCAAGGCAAUCAAGGCGUCAAGACCAACGGUUAGUGGCGAGGACCUGCAGCGCAGUGCCGAGUGGACCAAGGAGUUUGGAAGCGAGGGCGCAUAGCCCGUUGGUUUAGUUCAAAGAUGUGGUUUGGUGCUGUAUACCUUGGAGGCGCUUUUGGUGUUUAUAUCCCUUUUGAGCAUAGCGAUUUCAAGUCUCCAAAACAAUGGAUAGGAUGCCAACGUCGCAACGUUUGCAUUAACCUUUACACAUAUGAUCAUG
This is a messenger RNA of Exserohilum turcica Et28A, 1624 nucleotides long. RefSeq lists its product as uncharacterized. NCBI's taxonomy places the organism in Eukaryota, Fungi, Ascomycota, Dothideomycetes, Pleosporales, Pleosporaceae. The transcript is spliced from 4 exons. Gene Ontology annotation, molecular function: ATP hydrolysis activity; ATP binding. The record is from RefSeq and is a predicted model, not a curated record. Gene Ontology annotation, biological process: endosomal transport; vacuole organization. The coding region runs from base 152 to 1465 and encodes 437 amino acids.